Molecule: messenger RNA, 4692 nt
Organism: Porites evermanni
Lineage: Eukaryota; Metazoa; Cnidaria; Anthozoa; Scleractinia; Poritidae
Source: the annotation of a GenBank genome assembly
AUGUUCGCUGAAGAUCCACAGCUGUUUACAGUUUAUGAACCACUUUGGAUAACAAGUUUAUGGAGUAGAGAAUAUCCCACAGAAGUUUCUCACCGGAAAAGAAAUGUAGUUGAUGUACUCAGAGGAAUAUUAGGCUGUAAAUUUGCCGAUUCCCAGGCAGGAACUAAAUUUCUUUCCUACACAGACAGGCAAUGGAGUGGUGCUUUUGUAAAGAACCCAUUUAAAAGUGCAGCCUUCUGUAACGGGACAUGCAAAGAUUUUUCCAAAAACCCAGAGUACGUAGAUGAAGUUUGCCUUUCAAAAUUUAAACACAGUGUGACAAAAAUAGGCGAGCCAAGAGUACCAGAUAAUCUACUGUCCUCUGUAGUACCACAAGUGCUUGAGGAGAAUCCCGAAACAGACGUCCGCGUCAUUCAGCUCGUGCGUGACCCGCGAGGCAGCUUCAACUCGAGAAUCAAACUCGGAUGGAUGGAGGAAUAUCAUCACUGGCAUUUUCCUAACACCGUUCGAUAUCAGUGCUCAAAAUUAGCCCAAAACAUAAAGUUUGGACGUAACCUACCUUCUAAAUGGCGUGUCAAAUACCUUGAAGUACAUUACCAAGAUCUGGCAAAGCACCCUAUUGAAACCGCAAAAAGUUUGUACGAGUUUGCAGGAUUUCAGAUGUCACCGAAAAUACUUGACUGGGUCAGAAAAAACACUUCUCCGAGCAAAGAAGAAUUAUUGAAAGAAAAGGAAAAUGUAUUUUCUUCGGUAAGGAAUUCUUCAGCAAAUGCUGAUUAUUGGACACAAGAAGCCCCGAUUAAUAGGACAAGAAUAAUAGAAGAAAACUGUAAAGAAGCAUUCGAUCUCUUUAAACUGGAGACGAUGAUUACCAACUAAAUUUCCGGGUAAAAGGGUAGUAAAAAUAAACUUUGUGCCGAGUAAAUUUUGUUUUCUUUUUCGCUACUUUCUCUUUAUGCUAUGAUUCUGGGAUCUAAUAUAAAUAAGUAUUAUGAUUUUUAUAUCAGCAUGAAAAAUAUUCUGGAGAAGCGAUUCUCUUAAACACUUACUACCUUUAAGGAAAAUACUCCCAGCUGGUAAUAAUAAUAUCUCAGAUAACAGUUAUUUUCUCCCCGGCGUCUAAAGCCAGAAUUCAGACGGUCGACGGUCGCUAUGUGAUGAAACGAUGAUUAAACUGCGACGAAUACAUGGUCAUUCCUAUCAAGUUCGACAACGUUAGUCGUGCGAGGUGGCAAAGAAAUCUGCCCAAAAAUGUGCUCCACGUUCAGAGUUUUUGUUUUGCCUGGUUGAUGGAGGUCGCUAGUAGCAUUAGCGUCCACGCGAAACAAAACUUGAUAUCCGAUGAUUUCGUUUGAAAUUUGUAUAGGUAAUAGAAUGAUUUGUAGUGAUAUUUGGCAUAAAUACUAUGCGUGAUAUUUCGAAAUUGUUAUACGUAAUUUCACGAGCCGUUAGGCGAGUAAAAUUUGAGACAAUUUUGAAAUAUCACGAGUGGUAUUUAUGCCAAAUAUCACGUACAAAUCAUACUAUUAUUUGUUUAUGCUACUACCCGCAAAAGGUUGUAAUUUUCACAUUUAGAGCUUCCAAUCAUCAACUUGUGGACAAAAAGAAUUAAAACUGAAUUGCUUUUUAAGCUUUCAAAUCUUAAUUCAAAUCUCGCACUAACCCUGGGUUAUCUUAACCCAGCUUUGAACAACUCGGCCCUGGGCGCUUAUUAAAAAUUUGAUCCAUGAGAGUGGGCGCUCACUCGAGGUUGGCGCUUGUUCGAGGCUGGGUGCUUAUUAAAUUUUCAUCAUUUUCAGCAAGUAGUGAGUUAAUUUUCCAACAAAACAGUGAAUAAUAACAAAACGUAAAGAUGUACCAGAGCAGAAUUAUAACUGUUCAUUGAAAGUUUAUUAAAAAAAAAAAGAUUGAGAACUUGGUAUUCGGGGAAGUAUCUUAAUAGUACCUAGUCAAUUUCUUUCUCAUUGUCAGUAAGGGCAAUAAGGGUGUUGCCUCGUAGAUGUCUCACAGCGUAACGUCUGCAAAUGGGUCAGUCGAUGAGAAGCAAAUAUGGCAGUAAAGAAUUUAUACUCUUCUCGGUCUACUUAAGUAUUUUUUUUUGGGGGGGGGGGGGGUGGGUGUGGGCGCUUAUUCGAGGCUGGGCACUUUUUAGCUUUUCCUCCAUGCAGGAUGGGUGCUUAUUCGAAGAGGCCCCAAUUCGAGGUUGGGCGCUUAAUCGAAUAAAUACGGUAGUUCAGAGUGCAAAACUCUUGGGGCUUACCAUUUCUGACGAUCUGACUUAGAAUGCCCAUAUAACUAAGGUAAUUAUGAAUAGCAUCCAAACGCCUAUAUUUUCUCAUCCAACUGAAAAGGGCGGGGCCAACGUGUGAGAGAGUGACCUCUCUCGUUUUUACAGUGCUUGUAUAAGCUCCGUCAUAGUCAACACAGCCACAGUAUUUCACUAUGCACUACAAUUGGUAUAGAAUUUAAUGGAGCCGAAUUGCACACAUUUUAGGCGCCCUACUGAUGAACAGUUAGAACAGAAAGAUAUCUCAAGUACCAACAAUUUGCUGUCUGUAUCCUCUGAAUUAGCAUUUAGUGAAUGAAUUAGAGCGCAUCCAGAAAAGAGCUGUACGAAUUAUUUGCCCAUAUACGGACUACCAUCAUGCCCUAAAAAGGCUAGGCCUCCCUAAAAUAGCAGAACGUCAACACAACAUCUGUAAGCGCACUUUAAACUGAGAAAGCUGUCGCCACCAGCAUUUUCCACACGAUUCAACCUAAGGAGCCGGCAAACGUAUACAGUCGAGCAGUCGAGGAUUGACCGAGCCGAGAACGCCUGGGCUACAACGGCUACUUUCUUCUGUCCCCAAGGUGGCCAUUGCAGAGAGGUUCAACUGUGCACAAUUUAGCCACAUAAGGCUGUGACGUAUUUUAAUAAAGCACCUAUCUAUCAAGAUUAUUGCUUUCUCCAUCCGCCUCAUAUUGUUAUCUUGUAUGAAGAGUCGCUUAGUUACCAUUUCAUCUUAGCGAAGCAUUCCACCUUUUAAGGCGAAAUCAGGCUUCGCUCAGUUAUCUACGUUAACAAUGACUCUUUGAGCCCAAGGUCACCAACAUUUUAUUUGGCUUCUCCGAUUCCUCGUCACAUUUUAAACAUAAUUUAUUUAGUUCAUUUGCUCUUUCAGAAUACACUGUCUGAAUAAAUAAUGUAACAUACAUCAUCUCACGUUUUUCAUGUUUGAAUCCUUUCUUAAAGAGCUGUUCAGAGGCGUUACUCUUUUCAUUAGUUUUAAAACAAAAAACUUGUCAUUAUCCCAAGAUAUAAAUCAAUUCACGAUUAUCAAGAUUUUAAAAAGUUGCGCCACGUUGAUCUAAAAUCCACUGCCGUGCGCGAGUACAAACGGGAAAAUGGUCAACUCACGAAUCCUAUGUUACGUAUUUAUGAUUUUGAUUCUGUUUAUUUCAGUUUUUAUAUUUUACGCUAUUAGAAGGCUUCAGACUACCAAAUACAUUCUUCCAGAGAACGUAUCGCCACAACGUCUUCACACAGUAGUGCGGGAUAAGUGGAUGUUUGUCAACAUUUCCGUCGAAAAUGGUUCAAUGAAUAGCCCCUUACCCUUUGGUAAUUAUACGCGCUCGUUUUAUACUACUCGAAAAACACACCAUCGAGACACGUCUUCUUUAACUACACCUCACAGGCUAAUCGCAAGAGAAAAUCUCUCAGCAAGUGCGGCGGUAACUGAGUCCACUUACCGGCCGACCAAAAAACCCGAAGACAAGCGUCGAAGUCUCCUGAUCUACGGUGCAGAUCGUUCGGGAACAACUUUUACGACAAAAAUGUUCGCUGAAGAUCCACAGCUGUUUACAGUUUAUGAACCACUUUGGAUAACAAGUUUAUGGAGUAGAGAAUAUCCCACAGAAGUUUCUCACCGGAAAAGAAAUGUAGUUGAUGUACUCAGAGGAAUAUUAGGCUGUAAAUUUGCCGAUUCCCAGGCAGGAACUAAAUUUCUUUCCUACACAGACAGGCAAUGGAGUGGUGCUUUUGUAAAGAACCCAUUUAAAAGUGCAGCCUUCUGUAACGGGACAUGCAAAGAUUUUUCCAAAAACCCAGAGUACGUAGAUGAAGUUUGCCUUUCAAAAUUUAAACACAGUGUGACAAAAAUAGGCGAGCCAAGAGUACCAGAUAAUCUACUGUCCUCUGUAGUACCACAAGUGCUUGAGGAGAAUCCCGAAACAGACGUCCGCGUCAUUCAGCUCGUGCGUGACCCGCGAGGCAGCUUCAACUCGAGAAUCAAACUCGGAUGGAUGGAGGAAUAUCAUCACUGGCAUUUUCCUAACACCGUUCGAUAUCAGUGCUCAAAAUUAGCCCAAAACAUUAAGUUUGGACGUAACCUACCUUCUAAAUGGCGUGUCAAAUACCUUGAAGUACAUUACCAAGAUCUGGCAAAGCACCCUAUUGAAACCGCAAAAAGUAUGUACGAGUUUGCAGGAUUUCAGAUGUCACCGAAAAUACUUGACUGGGUCAGAAAAAACACUUCUCCGAGCAAAGAAGAAUUAUUGAAAGAAAAGGAAAAUGUAUUUUCUUCGGUAAGGAAUUCUUCAGCAAAUGCUGAUUAUUGGACACAAGAAGCCCCGAUUAAUAGGACAAGAAUAAUAGAAGAAAACUGUAAAGAAGCAUUCGAUCUCUUAAAACUGGAGACGAUGAUUACCAACUAA